AAGGCGGGGCGAGAACACGCCGUUCUUUUGCGCAGGCGCGGUCUGUGGUCCACGAGCAGCGUUAUGCCGGCCCGGCACGUCUCGCGUGUGCGGGCCUUGUAUCGGCGCAUUUUGCUGUUGCACCGGGUUUUGCCUCCAGACCUCAAAGCCCUUGGCGACCAGUACGUGAAGGACGAAUUCAGGAGACAUAAGACCGUUCGUUCUGACGAGGCCCAGCGUUUCUUGCAGGAAUGGGAGGUUUAUGCAGCAGUGCUAUGGCAACAAGCUAAUGAAAACAGACAGAAUUCAACUGAAAAAGCAUGUUUUGGAACCUCCCUACCGGAAGAAAAACUUAAUGACUUUCGUGAUGAACAGAUUGGACAGUUGCAGGAGCUGAUGCAAGAAGCCACUAAACCCAAUAGACAAUUUAGUAUUACUGAAUCCAAGAAACCAAAAUUUUAGUCUGUACAAUAAAGCUUAACAAAGCAUUUAAAUUUCAGAACCCCUUAUUUUAACUAUCAUUGGUUUAUAAAAUUUGCUUCUUUAAGGUUUUUAGGCUUUGAGAAUGCCUAGUGUUAAUGAUUAUGAAUGCUCUCUAUAAUACACAGAUCAGGAGUGGGUGAAACUGCAUUAUUGAAGUAACAGUACUUGCUGGGUUUGAUUUGGUGUUUUGCUUAUUAUUAUUUUUUUUUGACUAAACCAGAAAGAAUGGCUGUAAAAUGGACAAGCUUGUGAAAUUUUGCUGAAAAAAUUUUUAUACAUAAGUUUGUUUUUAAUGCUUUUCUUGUUCAAGCAUUAGCUUCUUCAUGGCUUUGGCUUCGUUGGUAAGUAUAUCAUGAUGAUAGAUGUGAAAUUUCUAAGGUUAUUAUCUAAAUACAUUGUUACCCUGUAAGUUUUCAUCAUUUCUGCUUUAAUAUUACAUAUAUGAUGAUUCUUUAAAAUGUCCUUUCUCUCUGAGUCAUUGUUGAUCUACAAUGAAAGGUUAAAAAAGAAGCUUUGAGAUCCAGUAUUAUAUGUAUUAUCAUUUGUAUAAUAGAUUAUGUAAUGUAUAACACAUUUCUGUGGUGCUUGUAGUAACAGAUCACCCCUUAAAUAGUCUGUAUUUAACUUGAUAAUCUCAUUUAUGGCCUGAUGCAUGGGGAGAUAAAAACACUUCAUUAUUAAUUGAAAAAAAUCAAACUAUAAUCCCAUUCACAUCCUAAAAUGUUUAUGAAUUUUAAAAUAUUACAUACUAAAAUGACUUGUAUGUUUAAUUUUGCAUGUUUACUGUAAGAUUCUGAAGUUACCAUUUUUCAAGUGCAAUUGUGUUUGCUCUUUUAACAGUUGAUCCCUAUUUUCUCUGUGCUGUUUUAUGGUUUCUCUUUGUAUAGGGCUGCAAGGUCUCUAAGUCCUUUCUUCCGCCCCUCUUUAGUCUGGAGGUUGAUUCUCAUAGAAGAUAAGCAGUCAAUCAGUAAUUAGUCUUUACAUUCUAACAGGCUCCAGGAGUAGAACAAUAAGAUAAAGCUCUUGCCCUCAAGUUUAACCUCUAACCGUGCAUGCAGGAACCAUUUCAUCAUGAACAAAUACAUUAUGUCCUCAAACUCUUUACAGUACUAACACCUACAAGGACAGCGCUUCUGUGUCUUGUGACGUGGGAGUUGUAGAUCCUUUAGAUUCUCCUGUUGUCCCUUUCAUCCUGGCACUGUCACCCUCCCUUUAGAAUUCUCCAUCCUUGUUCUUUGUUACCUAGCUCAUACCUCUUCAUCUCAAGUCUUGCCAUCAUUUUGGUCAUCUUAGUAUUAAUCCAUCUGGUUGAUUUACCUGGUAGCCUCAUGGUUCUUUGCUGGUUUAUUAUUCACUUUCAGUAAUUCAAUCUCCCAUCUUCCUGGCUACACUUAAGCCCACUUUAUUCAGAAGUGAAUAAAGCGCCACAUCUGCAAUUAUGAAUUACAACAUUCCAUGCUUUUUUCAUUGUUUCUUAUCUUGAUCAGUGUUUUACUCCUGCUGCACCUGGUCAUUCUUUUAAUAAAUACCUACUGAGAUAUACCUAAUAAAUACCUACAUCAUAAGCCAGGCGUCAUUCUAGGGACUAGAAUACAGCAGUUAUCAAAGACAAAAUGUAUUUCCCUACAGAACUUACAUUCUUAAGAGGAGAAGCAAAAUAAACAAACUAUGUAGGGUGGUUAGUACGAUGGAGAAAAAUAAAACAAGGAUAGAGCUGUAGUUCCCAAAUUGUGAACUGAGAUGCCCUGAGGCAACACAGAGAACCCACAGGGUGCUGCAGGAUAUUUUAAACUGCGGGAAAUCACAGCCGUGUUUAUAGGACACUACACAAGCUACUAGCCUAAGGUAUUUCAGUUUUACUAUUGCAGCAUUUCUUCUGGAUGAGUCAUCUUUGUGAAGCUGGGCUUUAGUGAUUGCUGUGAUAAAAGCAAAUACCACACAAAAACUAUUAACAGAAAAUGUCCAACAUGAUCACAGUGUCUGAGAGGCUAUGUAAUGUCCAACAGGUACUAAAUUGUUAGGGUAUUAUAAGUGAAACUCUUGUGGGUUUGUGGUUUUCUGUGUGUUUACUGCUGGUGUGCUGUGUAAAUACUGAGACACUAAGGAUGUGGGAACUGCUGAAACCAGCAGUGUCAGAGAAUGGGGAACUCAUUAGUCUUUUGACCACUCAGUUUACUUACUGUCAGUCCUUUACUGUCUUCAUUUCCAUCCCAAUCUGCCCUCGUCUGUGAUACUUCACUGCAGCCAGCCAUUUUGCAAACCCACAAUGUUGUCUCCUUUUCCUUUCACCUCUGCUGCUCUCACCAAGAUAACCACUCACUUGCCAAAAUUAAUAGGAUAUUAAUCAGUAUAAGAUUGGUAUGUUAUCCUCUGAGGCUCGAUAGUGUUUUUAAUUCUCUAGUGCUUUUAAAUCACUACUUGUUGGUUUGUACACCACCUAACCUUCCUUUACAUUAUAAUUUUUCCCCCCAAAUAGUGAUGUUUUUCUGGGAUUUCAUUUUUAGGACUCCUAGUUCACAUAUCUAUUGCUUCACAUAAUUAGAUAUACUCUUAAAUUGUAACACCAACCCAAAUCUCAUUUCUAAACAUCAGAUCUGUGUUUGAAAUUCUUUUUGACAUUUCCAACUCAUAUUAAAGUCCUUUUUCUUCCCACCUCAGGGAAUGAAUGAUAUUAACAUAUACCCAGUUCACUAGUUCAGAAUUCUGUAAUUUAGCCUAGAUUUCAGUUUCCCUGGAGGCCUCAUCACUAUUCAGCAAUUCUGACAACUCCCUGUGAUGGACUGUACAACAGCCAUAAUUCUCCAUCACUCCUUGUACCCACAUCCCCUUGGCAGUGUGACUUUGCAGCUCCUCCUAUAAAGAAUUCUUAUCUGUUUUACAAUUCCCCAAACCUGGACUGGCCUUGUUCCUUGAUUUGCUCAGAAGAAUAUGGGGAGUGACAUGUAAACUUAGGCUCUAGGCCUCAGAGCCUUGUCCACUCCCAACUGCCAUGUGAACAAUCUCUGUCUUAUGGGAGACGUGGAACAGAGGGGAAGUCAUCCUAGCUGAAGCCAUCGAGACCAGCUAGCUCUCAGCCACCUGCAGAUCCGUCAACGAGCCCAGCCAAGACCAGAAGAACUGCUCAGCUGAUCCCAGCCCAAAUUGCCAAUUGUAAGUUAACUGACAGUUCUUUUAAAUUACUGUAUCUUGAGGUGGUGUCUUGUAUAAUUAAAGCAAACUGCUUUACUAUUUCAAAAUUA
This is a messenger RNA of Camelus dromedarius (Arabian camel), 3701 nucleotides long. It is a transcript of the gene SDHAF3, whose product is annotated as succinate dehydrogenase complex assembly factor 3. The record is from RefSeq and is a predicted model, not a curated record. Gene Ontology annotation, cellular component: mitochondrial intermembrane space; mitochondrion. Gene Ontology annotation, biological process: mitochondrial respiratory chain complex II assembly; succinate metabolic process. Bases 64 to 441 code for a protein of 125 amino acids. NCBI's taxonomy places the organism in Eukaryota, Metazoa, Chordata, Mammalia, Artiodactyla, Camelidae. The transcript has 2 exons.